Molecule: messenger RNA, 4997 nt
Organism: Pygocentrus nattereri (red-bellied piranha)
Lineage: Eukaryota; Metazoa; Chordata; Actinopteri; Characiformes; Serrasalmidae
Gene: hyal2a
Product: hyaluronidase 2a
Exons: 4
Coding region: 384-1790 (468 amino acids)
Biological process (GO): carbohydrate metabolic process; hyaluronan catabolic process
Molecular function (GO): hyalurononglucosaminidase activity; hyaluronoglucuronidase activity
Source: RefSeq, a predicted model, not a curated record
AGGAGCUCUGUCUGAACGUUACGACGACUGCAAAAGUUGCUUUUAAGUACUUUUUUCAAGAGAGAGAAGAUGCGGAAGAGGGAUUUGUAGUUUUCUUUUUCAUUUCAUUGUAAAACACUGUGUUUUCAGUAUGUAAGUAUGCUGCCUGUGUGAGUGAGUGCCUGAGGUAACAGAGCAGCGUCCGCUUCUAACCCUCAGAAACCGGGGGGCCAUUAUUUCUUCGGGCAUGUUCUCCGUUUCUAAUGUCAGUGAAGUGCUUGUGGUCCUAGAGUGAAGCAAUCGUGUUGGUAGAACUCUACACAAGAAUGCAGACAUUUUCCUUCUUUUUUCUGAACAGACAUUAACAGAAGCAAAGCUGCUGCUGUUAACACAACAGUAAAGUUAUGGCUAACUGGUUCCUGUCUAAAUGGACAAUCUGGCUGCUGGUUCCACUAGUCUUGGACUAUGCUGUCGUUGCCCAAAAUCUGAAGUCCACAAGAGGUCCUCUGCACCCUAAUAAGCCUUUGCUCCUAGCCUGGAAUGCCCCCACAGAGGACUGUGGACGCCACCAUGGCAUUCGCCUCCAGCUGGAUAUGUUCCAGAUUGUGGCUUCACGUAAUGAGGGUUACACCAGACAGAACCUCACCAUCUUCUACAGAGACCAUCUGGGCCUAUACCCAUAUUUUGAAUCAGGCACUCCAGUUAACGGUGGACUGCCUCAAAUUGCCAGCCUGACGCAUCACCUCAAGAAGAUGCCUGAAGGCAUUGGAAAGUACAUUCAUGACAGAAACGCGCAGGGCCUUGCUGUCAUAGACUGGGAGGACUGGCAACCUCUUUGGAUACGGAACUUGGAUGCCAAGAACAUCUACAGGAACCAGUCACAGGUCCUUGUGUUCAAAAAGAAUCCAAUCUGGGAGCAAAGCCGUGUCAUCAAAGUGGCCCAGCAGGAGUUUGAGAUGUCAGGCCGUAGGUUCAUGCAGGAAACUCUGCGGCUGGCCAAAAGCUUGCGGCCAAACCAGCUCUGGGGUUUCUACCUGUUUCCUGACUGUUACAACAAUUACCGCAAGAACCUGGAGUACUACACAGGCCGCUGUCCAGACCCAGAGAUGGCCCGGAACGACCAGCUGAAGUGGCUGUGGACUGAAAGCACAGCCCUCUUUCCUUCCAUCUACAUAGGGUCAGAGCUGCGUUCAACACCCUUUGCUCGCCAGUUUGUGAGGAACAGGGUGAAGGAAGGCAUGAGGUUGGCAUCAGUGGGAGAGGGACUGGCACGUCCGGUUUUUGUCUGUACCCGCCCCACGUAUGCCAAUGAGCUGGAGCUGCUUACUGAGACAGAACUUGUCUACACCAUCGGAGAAAGCGUGGCACUGGGGGCUGCCGGCAUCAUACUCUGGGGGGAUGCCAGUUAUGCCAGUAGCAAUGCCAGCUGUUUCAGUCUGAACCAGUAUCUGCGGGGGUCGCUGGGCCACUACCUCCUCAACGUGUCAACAGCAGCAGAGCAGUGCAGUAAAUAUGUGUGCAAUUCCCACGGCCGCUGCCUGCGCAGGAACCCAGACACUGACACCUAUCUACACCUGGACGCUCGAAGCCACACUCUGGUGACCCAGGGCAAUGGCCUGACAGUGACGGGGCAACCGGGGACUGAGGAGCUGCAGCGGAUGAGGGAGGACUUCAGGUGCCAGUGCUUUAGCAGCUACCAGGGGGAUAACUGCGAGCUGCAGGAUGCCCUAUAUCAGAAAGGAGGGGGACACAGACUGCAGGCACUGUUGGUGUACUGCUUGCUCCCACUGCUGCUCACUUUGCUGAGCUGAUCGACCCUCCUGCGUAAUGGUCAUUAGGGGUGUAGAAAUGCAUUGAUAUUUUAGAAUAGAUUGUAAGCGAUUUUUGGGGAAACUCUUCAGGCUAUUUUUAACACACAUAGUUUGGUUUAUUGUUUUUAAGUCUAGUGUCUACUACAGAGUAAAUAUUGUAAAUACUAUUGUGUAAAUGGCUCCACCGGGCACAUUUGUAUUUUUUGUGUAUUUAUUAAAUCAUUCUGAAUUGUCCUAAUUGGAAUCAAUCAGGGGGAAAUAUGAGAUUUAAUGAUGUUUUGAAAGAAUUGAAAUGUAAACGAAUCAUUGUGAGAUCACAGAUUUACACCCCCUAACGGACACUCACUUGCGUAGUGCUGAAGACAUUUAAUAGCAAUUGUUUUUAUGAUACUCGUGAAGCAUUACCCUGUUAUGCAGUGUGUGUUUGAAGAGUGCCCCUCUGCUGUAGAGCUGCUAAUGCCUCACGUUUUUAUGUGAUUGUCACUGUAAUUUAAUAACUUUGUUGUUAGUAUUUGGGGUAUUUCAGGAGUUGAAAUAUCAGUGCUGAAGUGUUACAUCAUACGAAUGUCAUUCUAAAGCACUGCAGUCUUAAACAAUAAGGUGCCAAAACGAGUUCCCUGUGGAAAUGCUGGAGAAGAACCCGGUUUUUAAAAAACCAUCCACCAAAAGGCUGUUUACCUAAGCAAAUGUGGUUCUUCUGUGCUUUAUUUUUGAGAUCCUGUGAUGUGGAAGGUGUUAUGGGUGCAGGCAUGUACAGGUUAUGUAAUGUGAAAGGGGCAUAAGUCAUCUUCCCAAGUGAGAGUGUUCCGAGAUGAAAUGCGAGGAUAUAAACACAGGAAACUCUUGAGUCCAAAUAAGCACUUUUGUUUAUUGUAGCAGAUAUGAAACCAAGGGCAGAUUACAGUCUUCAUCAGAUUGUAAUGACAGCCUUGCCCUGCAGUUACUGAUAGUCCUACUAAUAAGUGAUGGAUUUUCAUCGUUGUGGGGUAGUUUUUGUUUUCUGAUGCUGGGAAACGUUUGAAGAAAUGAAACACACACAAAGACACUUUAUAAUUUUGUGUUGCUGUAAGGUGGUGAGUCGGUUACUGAAAGACUACUAAGGGAUUAUAAUUUGCUGUCAUAUAGUCCUGAUUCAGACAAUAUUUUUAGGUUUACAUUCUCUUUCAUGUCUACGCACAAGACACGCUGUAUGUGUUAUGCAAUAUCUGAUGCUGUGUUUGUGUUUUCCAUUGCUUUUAUCUUGGAGAAUAUCAGUUGACCGAACUGCUGUAUGUGUGAGUGUGUAUAAGUUGGGCACAUCUGGACUGCAGAGGAUUUACUGCAUUCUGUUUGUUAUUUAAGGAGCCCGUAUCAUGAAAAAAAUGAAUUCAUAUCACUUUUGCAAAAGUUUGAUGUAGUAUGAAAAAAACGCCGUCCAUAUAAACAUAGCAGGCUGCAAAAACAGCCCAUUUUAAUUUCAUUGUUUUUGCGAGGUCACAAAAGCAAAGUCAUUUGCAUAUAUCUACUUCUUUGUUUAGAGCAGUUUAGCUCCGCCCAUUCACACUGAAGUUAUAAGGAGUGUUUCGGCCCAGGCUGCGUUUUAAAUGAGGCCAAUCAGAAUAGAGUUUAUUUAUGUAUAUCAGUCUUAAAGGCACAGCAACAAAAACAGAGGUUGGAAAAUGGUCCAAAAUAAUGACUGUAUUUGGGACAUAAACCCACACAAGUGCCAUAAGCAGACCUCAGGUAGAAAAAAUCGAAUAGAGGAAGAAGUCUAUGAUAUGGGCCCUUUAAUAAAUGAUUCCAAGACAGCAGCUAAACAUUACAUGGAGGACCACUGGCUAUUUGAAGCCAACCGUCCCUAAAACUAAAGGAUUCUCCUUACUAUGUGUGUGUGGUAGUAUCCACAACAGCUGUUGAUAUAAUUAACACAAUGGGACAGCGUGUAUUUUUGCUAUUUUUUGUAUAAAUACAAGUGCAGUCACUGAACUAAUAUGGUGAAGCUACAUAAAGAGAAGUGCUUACACAUUGUUUGAAACUGCACUACUUGGACCUGCUUUUCAAAGGGCCACUGUCUGUAGCAGCCAAGCCACAAUUACAGGCCUUCAUAUGCCAAAGAGUUAUAUUUGUGUCCUCUAGCUGAUCUCAUUGGGAGUUUUCUCUCUAGGGACCAAACUGCACUGGAGCAGCAAAAUGACAGAAAGAAAUAGGCUGAGCUCACCAGUAUGCAAGAUAUAUUAUAUUAUAAUAUAAUAUAAUAUAUUAUAUUUUUGGAACACAAACCACAACUGUAGCUUCAGUAAGUUCUUUUACAUAUCGCUGCCAUCAGAACAAAACCUUGUAUCUUGAUUUUUGUUGUUCAGGUUUUGACAUAAUUUGAAGAUACCUGUUGCCCUUUAUAUUGUGUGUAAAUUUUAUGAAGAAUGGAUCAAAAGAAACGGCCUAAAAUGACUUGGAAAUAUGUCUGGUUCCAUUGACUUACAUUAGGAGUGACGCCGUUUUUUUCCGUCUCCUGUGAAGUUAGCGUUUUUGAGAUACAGUUUUAUUCCAAAAGUGGAAAAAAGAAAAAAAAAAAAAUAUAUAUAUAUUUUAAUGAUGAAUGAACCAAAGAAACAACCCAAAAUUACUUGGAAAAAAGUUUCAUUGACUUACUUUAAGAGUAAAGAGUAAUUCUUAAAUUAAAAAGAGUAAUUUUUUUCCUUCUGUCCUAUUUUUGGGACAGUUAUACAAAAUUUUCUUCUGACAGUAGAGAUAUAUUUCUAAGCAUAAUUCAGUUGUUGAAAUGAAAACAGCCAUUCAGAGUGGUUUGAUGUAAAAUGGUUAUAAUUGUAGAGAAAUUUACAUUUCUUUUUAUAGUUGUGGUUAUGAUGUCUAGAUGUCUAGAACACGAAUCUCUAGUGUGCAAAAUCACUCGAGCUACUGUCUCCGGUAUUGGGUAAUAUUCUUAACCAUUUCCUGUAGCAACUUUCUGUGACUUUUAAAGACAUUAUCCUCUUCAGACGUCUGGUUCCUAUCACCACCACUGUGAACGAUUCUUGAAGUUUCCCUAAAAGAGAGCUCACACCAAACCACCCUGAAUGACUUUGUUUACUUCUUAACCGUUUCAUUGUACAUUUAUUCCCUUUUAAGUGCAGUGCUUAUUAGCAGUGCUUAUGUAAAGGUUUUACUUCAAAGGAAUAAUGAGUCAUGUAGAUGUUGUCAAAGAGUAAAAGAGCAUUUACUCCUCAAGCA